Messenger RNA from Acanthaster planci (crown-of-thorns starfish), 5801 nucleotides. It is a transcript of the gene sf3b2, whose product is annotated as splicing factor 3b subunit 2. Gene Ontology annotation, cellular component: nucleus; U12-type spliceosomal complex. The record is from RefSeq and is a predicted model, not a curated record. Lineage: Eukaryota; Metazoa; Echinodermata; Asteroidea; Valvatida; Acanthasteridae.
UUUUGGCGUGUUUAUUGACAGGACGUGCCGGGUAUGUCACACGAUUUGCUACAGCAACAACAGCAAAUGCUGUACCAGCAACAUCAACAACAUCAUCAGAUAAUACAUCAGCAGCAACAGCUCCUUGCUGCUGAACAGCAGAGGCAGCAGCAGCUUCAGGAACAGCAGCACAUUCUGGAACAGCAACAGCAGCAGCAGCAACUGUUUGAGGAGCAGCAGCGGCGGCACUUGGAACAGCUUCGGGCACAGCAGCUGGAGGACCAACAGCAGCAGCAGCAACAACAGCAGCAACAACAACAGGCACUGGCAGAUCAGACUCGCCAGCAGCAGCUCCUGGAACAACAACGCCAGCAACAGCUAGAACAGCAAAUGAGGGAGCAGCAGAAGGUGGAACAACUUAGGUUGGAGGAGCAGAAGCGGCAGCAGCAGCUGUUGGAACAGCACCGGCUUCAGGAGAUAGAGCAGCAGCGUCAGCUUGAGCAACAGCGUCAAAAAGAGCGGGAGGAGGAAGAGAGGCAGCGGCUCCUCGAACAGCAGCGAGCAGCGGAGAGACAGCACAGCCUGCAACGUGCCGAGGAGGAGCGCCAGCGGCAGCUACUGGAGGAGCAGCAGCAUCGUCAACGCCAAUUGCAAGCCAUGGAAGAGCAGCACCAGCAACAAAAGUUGUUGGAAGAGGAAAGGCAGAAGGCUCUGAUUCAAGAACACCACCGCCUCCUGCAACAACAACAGCAGCAAGAGUUGGAAGAACAGCAGCGCCAGCAGCAACAACGUCUAAUGGAAGAGCAGCGCCAGCAGCAACUCAUAGCAGAGCAGCAGAGGUUGCUGGAGGAACAGCAGCAGCGAGAGGAGGAAGAGAGACGGCAACAACUGAUCAUGGAGCAGCAGAGAUUGAUCGAGGAGCAGCGUCAGAAACAGCUGGAAGAACAGCGCCGACAACAGGAAGAAGCCAUGCAAAGGAUGGAAGAGGAAAAACGCAGACAGCAGGAAGAAGCAAUGCUGCGAAUGGAAGAGGAAAAAAUGGAAGAGGAAAAAUGGAGACAACAGGAAGAGGCUAUGAAGCAAAUAAAAGAGGAAAAGUACGGCCAGCAAGAAGAGGCCAUGCUUCAAAUAAAAGAAGAAGGCUAUGGACAACAGGGAGAAGCGAUGUUGCAAGUGAAAGAAGAGAAGCUUAGGCAGCAGGGGGCAAUCCAGCAGCAGCAAGAGCAUUUGCAAUUGGACGACCAGCGCCAGCUGGAAGAGCAGCAGCAGCGAGAGGCAGCAGCAAGGGAAGAGGAAAGAGUCAGAGCUCAGCAGGCAGAGGUGGAAGCCCAGCGAUUGGCUGCGGCUGAACUGGCCGCCAAGCAGCGGGAAGAGGAAGAGCGAAUCCUGCAGCAGCAGCAGGAGCUCAUCGAGAAGGAGAAACAGCGGCUGCUACAACAGCAGCAGGAGCGGAUCAGGCAGCGGCAGGAAGAGAAGCAGCGCCAGGAUGAGGAGACCAGACAGAAGGUCUUGCAACAGCAGCAGAUGCUGGAAGAACAACAGCGGGCCGAAAAGGAGCGACAGAUCCGCUUGGAAGAACAGAAGAGGGNAGGGGCAGAGUUGCUACGGCAACAACAACUUGCCAUGGAGGUGCAGCGGCGAGAGGAGGAGAAGAUUCAGCAGCAGCAGGAGAUGCUACGGCAGCAACAGACACAUGACCAACAGGAGCAAGAGGAACAUCAACUUGAACAAAGCAGACCGCCUCUCCUUCCGACUCCUGUGAUGGGCCAGCGGGGACCCCUUGGACCGCCAGGGCUCGACCGGCCUUUCAUGCCAAGGCCCAGUGGGAUGCCCCGCCCCCCAGGGGUAUCAGACCAAGACAUGGACAGCCCUACUCCCGAGGACCGUGAUGAUGGAAGUGACCAAGAAGAUGAUGACAUGCUUAAGGCUAAUGUUGAGCUACCUCAGGCCUUGGAGAAAGUGCUCGCCUUCCAGAAUGUACGCGCUCAGGAACUAGGAGUGACAGAAGAAGAAGACCUACCUGGAUUUCAUGAGCAGCAGGAGGAACCAAUUCCUGAGGACGACGACUACGAACGAGAAGAGGAUGAGGACGAAGGUUUUGAGGAGGCCUCAUCUGAAGGACCUCAGCAGGCGCGCAAACUGACCAAAAACCAGAGGCGCAAGAAGAAGAAGCAGCGCCGUAAGGCAGCCAAGAAGAUGGAGCAGAUGGUGCAGGCUCAGGAGGGCCAAUCGGCCGACCAAGAGGGUGACAGUGACCUUGGGGUUGAGGUGGAGUAUGUUGCCGAGACCAUGGACUUGACUGACCCAGCCGCCAGGCAGUUCAGCAGGAUCUUUGAGGCUUUCAAGCUGUCUGAACCCGCCAAGCCUGAGGCAGCCAUUAAGGAACCCAAAGUAGAGAAGCCCCCAGAAAAGAAGAAAGAAGAACCCAAGAAGAGGAUGUCAGAUGAUGAAAAAUCAGAUUCCGACUCGGACGAUGAGAAGAAGGAAGACGCUACUCCCAAGUUGUCCAAGAAGAAGAUGCGCAAGCUGAAUCGCUUGAGCGUCGCCGAGCUGAAACAGCUUGUGCACAGACCCGACGUGGUAGAGAUGCAUGACGUCACAGCUAGAGAUCCCAAACUACUGGUCUACCUCAAGGCUUACAGGAAUACAGUGCCAGUCCCCCGACACUGGUGCUUUAAGAGGAAGUACCUGCAAGGGAAGAGGGGCAUUGAGAAGCCGGCCUUCGAGCUGCCAGAGUUCAUCAUGAGAACGGGAAUCAUGGAGAUGAGACAGGCACUGCAGGAGAAGGAGGAACAGCAGACAAUGAAGACCAAGAUGAGACAAAAAGUUCGACCCAAGAUGGGCAAGAUAGACAUUGACUACCAGAAACUUCAUGACGCCUUCUUCAAAUGGCAAACCAAACCAAAGAUGACAAUCCAUGGUGAUCUGUACUAUGAGGGUAAGGAGUUUGAGACCAGACUCAAAGAGAAGAAACCGGGAGAGCUGUCGGAUGAGCUCAAGACAGCACUGGGCAUGCCAAUAGGCCCUAAUUCCCAAAAGUACCCGCCCCCUUGGCUGAUAGCCAUGCAGCGAUAUGGCCCCCCACCCUCCUAUCCCAACCUGAAGAUCAGUGGUCUCAACUCGCCCAUCCCUGAGGGCUGUUCGUUUGGCUACCAUGCUGGUGGCUGGGGUAAGCCUCCUGUAGAUGAAACAGGCAAGCCUCUCUAUGGAGACGUUUUUGGGACCAAUGCGGCGGACUUCAAGGAGGAGGAAGAGGAGGAAGAGGUGGAUCGCACCCGGUGGGGCGAGUUGGAGAGCGAGUCGGAAGAGUCUUCCUCGGAGGAGGAAAGCGAAGAGGAGGAAGAGGAGAGAGAAGUGGACGAGACAGGCCUGAUCACGCCAGCAGAUGGCGGCCUGAUUACCCCCAGUGGCCUGACUUCGAUCCCGACCGGCAUGGAGACGCCGGAAAUGAUCGAGCUCCGCAAGAAGAAGAUCGAGGAUGCCAUGGAUCAAGGUGGAGAGACGCCCGCCCUCUACACUAUCCUCCCGGAGAAACGGGCCACUGUGGGCGGGGCCAUGAUGGGAUCUGCCCAUGUCUACGAUACUGCAGCAGCCAAGAAGGUAGGAGGGGCCGGUGAGGGCGUGGCUAUUACCCUGGAUCCUAGCGAGCUGGACUUGGACACGGCAGCCAUGGCAGCCAAGUAUGAGCAGCAGGUCCGCGAGCAGCAGAACCAACUGGAGAAAGAGGACUUCAGCGACAUGGUGGCUGAGCAUGCUGCAAAACAGAAGAAUAAGAGAAAGAAACAGAGCCAGGACAGUGGAAAGGCAGCCAAGAAAUACAAGGAAUUUAAGUUUUAAAUAUUUUCAUGUUUAUUUUGAAUGUACAUUUUAUGGAGAUUUCAGUUCAGUUUUCAAGGCAUAUUGCUACAUUACAUCUGUGUCAAUUAUGGUUUGAAAAGAUGCUUUGAUGACACGACAAAGUUGAUCAGCUUUGCGCCUUGGAUCAUAGGUAUCUUAGCAAGUGCAACAGCUUCCUUCAGGGAAAAAAAAAACCAAUCCCAGGCUGCCCAUUUACUUCCCUUUUGCUCAAUUCUCAAUCGCCGUUCCUGAAACACCAUCUGAUAAAAUGUAAUCUAAUCACGGGCCAUAAUAGCCUAAGAUCCCUGGCGUCUGUGCACAUGAUGAUCUUAACUACUGGGCCAAUCAUUUGGAAAAUCCCAAAUCCACAUCUGUGACCAAAGGGCAACAGAACGUGGUUCCCAGUUUGAUUCUGAACAACACUACCCCAAUUGGGGGAUUAUUAUGCAGUUUUGAUUUACAUAUUGAGGGAUUUUGCGUUAUUAAAAAAUCGAGAAUGAAGUAUCCUUGUAAUUUUAGAAUGACAGCCAAAACAAAACGACAAAAGGAGCAUAUCUAGUUCUUUUUUAUGCAUUCUCAAUUCAUACAUUUGUAUAUUUGAACUGUAAUAACUUCGUGACUUCAUGGGAGGUGAUGUUCGUUAUGUACAAGACCAUGUAGAAGUCAUUCACAACAAAGAAAACCUUUUUCAAAUUGUAUAUUUUACAUGCCAUCUUCUGACAUGCCAGUUUUUGAGGAGUGAAUUUAAACAUUUACCACCGUGGUCCAUUGAUUUUCUACACGGCUAUCUUAUGUGCUAUGAUGCGAAAAAAAUUGACCCCAGGUUUUCACUGGUCCUUGAACGGCAUCCGGAUAUGGUUGGUUUUUGUACAGUAGGCCUACAUAUUCUGUGGGCCUACUGUAGAAAAGUCCCUGUUAUUUUCAAACACCAGGAAAUUUGGGGCUUGGGUUUGCAGUCUGUGAAAACAGUUAUUGAACUUCAGCAUCAGUGUUAUGGUCAGACUGACGAUCUGAAAAGCUUUGGGGUUCAAACAGCGGGUGUGUUUAGAGCUUUAGUGGUGUAAAUCGUUCACUGGAGCUAGCAACUAGGUCAGAGGUCCACUUUUACAACCUGUGUAAAAAAAAGCCAGAGGCUGUGCAGGAUUGAGGAAAUGGUACAAUUGUUCAGUGCGUCUGAUGUAGGCUACCUAGGGCACCGUAGGCGCAGAAUGGCAGUAACAAAUCAGUCACUGCUUAGCCACUCGUCCGUAACAUGCUCUUGUGUGUCUUUUUAUCCCACUACUGACUCCGUUUGGAAACGUUUUUAUCGACUUAUUGUCAGUGUAGUUCUCUCUAUCCCGUCUGAAUACUUGUCUGGUAUGUCAUUCAUUAUUAUCCCAUUGUCGGCAGGCAAGCUCUUAAAAUGGUGGCGACAGUUUCGUUCUGGCGAUCAGCCAGGUGGCCGUUGGAAAUCUCAAUGCAGUGAGAAUGACCCCGAUUUUGUGUGAAUCUAAGGGAAAAAUCACAUCUUGACCCGUGACAUGUUAUGACCCCUGAGAUAGAAGUCUUGUAAAAUUUCAGCAAGGGACACAAGCUCAGUGCUGUUUCUGAUACAUCUAGGAUAUUUUAACGUCACAGAUGCCCAUAAAUUAAUCCACAUUAACUGCUUACAAUAUCAUUUAUUGCGUUUGUGCUCUUUUAAGACUUCGUAAAAUCCCUUAGCACAUCAAUUUGUUAAAAGACCAAGGUAUAUAACCCAACCCUAAAACUUGUCUUCAAGAGCGAAGCUUUUUUACUCCAGCAAAAGAGCUACCGGUAGCUUUGUUGUAAAACAUUCUACUUCAUUUAGCAAAUUGCCAGAAAGCAGUUGAUUUUCACGGGCCCUUUUGUCAGUAAGUUGAUUUGGUGUUAGUUUUCUUCUUUUUCUUAGUUGUAACUAUAUGAACCUUUGUGAAUGACAAGGUGUGUACUAGUGAAUAAAAGUACCUGUUUGCUCUGAAAGUGUU